AUGGCAUCUGGAAAGGCAGACAUCGCGUUGGCAGAGAGGUCGCUGGAUCCUCCGCCGCUUGGGGAUGACAAGCAUCCCGGUAUGGUUGUCGACCUGGUCCACGCUAGUGAAGCUGAAUAUACACCGGACCAGUACCGCCGGCUGGUGCGCAAGGUGGACUGGAUCAUCCUCCCGUUGAUGUGGAUUAUCUCUGGCACGCAAUACGCUGACAAGGCAUCAAUCUCGACCCAGGCCACAUUUGGCCUCGGGCAAGACACCCAUCUGGUGGGUCAACAGUACUCCUGGCUGACCUCGAUCUUCUACUUGGCUUUCCUGGUCAGCGAGGCCCCCGGUAAUUAUAUAUUGCAGCGUGUCAGUGUUGGCCCUACCGUGGCCGUGUCUAUGUUCCUGUGGGGCAUCAUCGUGUUGUGCAUCGCCUUCGCCACCAACUUUGCGGGUCUAGCAGUGUUGCGAUUCCUUGAAGGUGUCACUGAAUGCACCACCUACCCAGCCCUUCUGCUGAUCACAGCCACAUGGUAUACCAAGGAAGAACAUGCAAUGCGCUCGGUCAUCUGGGGCAGCGCUAACGCUGGGAUGGACGUAUUGACUAGCUUGGUUAACUAUGGUAUUGGCCGCCGCGCUGAGACACACUCAAAUGGAAUGGCUCCCUGGAAGGGCAUCUCCUUCUUUCUAGGGGCGUUGACCAUUGUACUUAGCGGCAUCGCCUAUCUUGUCCUAGGUACACCACGCGAGGUACGCUGGCUGUCCCCUGAGGAAAAACGCAUGGCUGCGGCGCGAGUGGUGGCCAGUCAAACUGGCUCGGAUGCCCAAAAGCGCACUCUGGAUUGGAAGCAGGUGGCCAUCGCCUUCCGCGACCCUCAGACCUACUUCUUCUUCUUUCUCGUCAUUGUGAAUUCCGUUCCCAAUGGUGGCACAACGGCUUUUGGAAACCUCGUCUAUGUCUCCUUUGGCUUUACGGCCCUGGAGACCAUUGUGAAGGGUAAAAUUCCACAACAGCUGCUAUCGAUCGCGUGGUUUUUGAUCGCUGGUUAUAUAACAUUGAGAAAACGGAAUUCCCGCUGUGCGUUGUCCCUGUCAUCCUUAACUGGCCAAGGCACUAACCCAGAGGUGGCAGUCUAUAUUAUGAUCAUUUCGGUGAUCCCUGCCUUCUGCGGUAUGCUCGCCCUGGCCCUGCUCCCUCACUCCUCGAGCCUGCUGUGGGCGCGCUGGGGCGUGUACUUCAUGACCAGUGUGGGCAAUCUGGCCGGUCCUUUGAUAUGGACUCUCUUGCCAUCCAACGUGGCAGGGCGGACAAAGAAGUCGGUUACAGGCACUGUGCUAUUCAUUGCCUACUGUGUAGGAAACUGCGUCGGCGCCCAGGUCUUCCGAGCUAAGGAUGCGCCACGAUACAUUCCCGCGAUCGUAGUAUGCUCUAUUAUGUACGGCCUGGAGAUACUUUUGAUGAUCGCGUGGCGCACCUACUAUGUUUGGCAGAAUAAACGUCGCGCUUCUCUGAUUGCCGCCAUGGCCAUGACUGUCCAGGAGUCAGCGCAUCAGGGCCGCCUAAAUGCAGAGUCAGACAUGACAGACUACGAGAACAUUCACUUUGUUUACAGUCUGUAG
This is a messenger RNA of Aspergillus luchuensis, 1602 nucleotides long. RefSeq lists its product as uncharacterized. The record is from RefSeq and is a predicted model, not a curated record. The transcript is spliced from 3 exons. Gene Ontology annotation, molecular function: transmembrane transporter activity. The coding region runs from base 1 to 1602 and encodes 533 amino acids. Gene Ontology annotation, cellular component: membrane. Gene Ontology annotation, biological process: transmembrane transport. NCBI's taxonomy places the organism in Eukaryota, Fungi, Ascomycota, Eurotiomycetes, Eurotiales, Aspergillaceae.